Molecule: messenger RNA, 1767 nt
Organism: Aspergillus bombycis
Lineage: Eukaryota; Fungi; Ascomycota; Eurotiomycetes; Eurotiales; Aspergillaceae
Exons: 5
Coding region: 1-1767 (588 amino acids)
Source: RefSeq, a predicted model, not a curated record
AUGGGCGACCCCUUCUCCAUCACGACGGGUGCAUUCGGUGCUAUUUCGUUGGGAAUAACAGUAUGUGGUGGGAUAAUAAAGUAUUGUUCCGCUCUCGAGGGAGCUGAUGAAGAAGUCAACCGCAUUGCGCAGAAGGCUGAGCGGAUGCAGAAAACGAUGGGUUUGUUGAGGAAGCUUCUGCAAGACAGCGCGCCUCUCAUAGAGCGUGACUACGCUGAUAAUUGUCAUCAGAUGGUCGGUAUUAUUCAGGCAGGCAUUGAUAACCUCCAAGCGACAGUCACCCGGUGUUGGGGUGAACCCCAAGGCGCCAGCCCAGGGCGCCAGACAAUGAGACAGACAGCCAAGAAGGCACUUUAUCCAUUUCGGCAGAAGGCACUAGGGUCAGUGAACAGUGCACUUGAUAGCCUUCAGCUAGAGCUGAGUACUGCCCUGCAUAUGGCUCAGACGCAGAUUCUCAACGCUUCAACGGCCAUAAUUUUAGCGAGGAAUCUAGACACGCAUAUGAACAUGGAGCAAAGCUUCGCGAGCCUAGAGAAGAAGCUGGACAAUCAGAAUUUGGCCUGCCCAUUGUCCGGCCAUCACCGUCAUUGCUCAACGUCAGCCACAGGCCGGACACAUGCUCCAACCUCAUGUUCUUAUCGUCGCAGCAUCGACAACACGCGCAAUGCUGCAAAGCGCUUCUCGUUGGUUUGCAUGUUUUUUGGGUUAAGUGUCUCGGCCUCAGUAUCGAUCUUCAAAGAACCGCGGGGACUGAGACUAGCUCCGCAUAUCACAUUUCGUGCGACCGUCCCGUUUGACUCUCCAGCCUUUGCGUUGGUUGACAAACUAUCACUUAUAGACUUUCGGUCAACUCCACAAAGUGUAGUAGAGCUUGUUGGUACUAUCACUACCCAGCUUCAUCAACUCUAUGAUGAAGGAAAGGCUCGACCCAGUGACAUAAAUCCAAAUGGCCGUUCAGUUCUCCACAAGCUAUGUAUGCUUAAUCGCCAUUUUGUAUGGUUUUCGGAAGCUAGAUCACAAUAUAACCAGCUUCUCAGUUAUUUCACAUGCAGUCACCUUUUGGCCGAGCGUGACAGAUGGGGUUUCACACCUUUAGACUGGCUCAUGUGGAAAAAUAUGGCUCCUUACAUGUUAGAUGUCCACGAUCAUUCUCUUGAAAUAGAUCAAGUCUGUCAGGGCAUACCCACAAAAAUGCUGCAAUGUGGUGUUGUGGGAGAAUUUGUUGCACGUUUCAUUGGCGCUCUAUCAAGAGAUAAACGCCUUGUAUACAUGAUAGAGGAGUGUCUUGAUAUCUCGGAGUUUGCUUGGGCACUACUAUCUAAAUCUCAGCCUGCUCUAGAGUCCGCACUGGAAUCAACCCCAAGUUGUAUGUAUACCAGGAUCGGCGACGGGAGUCCACUUCUGUUAGCAGCUACUUGGCCAGAGGGCCUAAGAUUCCUAUUGAGCAAGGCGAAACAUUCCAUCUCUGAUCUUCAUCACGCAUUGUCAAUCGCCAUUCAACAUAGCAACCGAGUCUCCGUCCACUUGUUAUUACAAGCCGACAUGCCACUUCCAGUUUGGGUCCUCGACAAAGAGACUAGCGUUGUGGUACAAGAUCUCCUCAUAGCUGAGGUCAUUAAGCGGCGGGCCGAGCUCCGUGAGAUUGCAGAGUCAGCGUUGACAACUAAUGAUCUGGCCCGUUUAAAACUCACGAAGGGACAACUUCCCGAUGGGAAUGCAGCUAGCCUGUGCCGGGUUUCGGGACAAAACAUCACCAGCUCCCCGUGA